GACCGGCGGUGCAUCGUCGACGUCGGCACGGUCUGUCCUCGUCUUGGUGCUCGGCCCCCGUGCACGACGUCCACCAUGCGCGUUUCAACUUCUAAUGCGAAAGCCAUUACUACGGAAACGGAAGAGUGUUGAUGAGCAGGACUCCUCGUUCCCCGAUCCCAUGGCUCCUGGGCUCCCCCGCCACCACUAUAUGAGAGACCGCACUUCGUCGUCGCAUCUGCUCCGCCCGCCGUCGCCAACCACCAGCAGCGCUGGUGCAGCACGGCAGCCACGCCCGCAGCCUGUACGACGGAAUGCCUCCGGGGAGCCAGGAGGAUGGGGCCGCUUCCAUGGAAGCCGCCGACUGCGAGGACCGGAUCAGCGCCCUCCCGGACGAGGUCAUCCACCACCUGCUCGGCCUGCUGCCGGCGCCGGAGGCCGUGCGGACGUGCCUGCUCGCGCUGGUGCCACCACUGGAGGUCCAUGCGCAGCCUCCGCCUCGCCGUGACCGACGGCCCGGUGCUGACCGCCGAGUGGCUGAACCGGUUCAUGUCCCGCCUCCUGCGCGGCCCCCGCGCCCCUCUCGACUUCUGCGACAUCUACGUCGAUCUCGAGCAGUGCGACGACGUCACUGCGCUGGAAUCCUACCGCUGGGUUCGGCAGGCUGUGGGCCAGCACCGUGCGCGGGUGCUAAUGGUCGACCUGGAGCUCAUGUGCAACAUGUCCUCCUUCGCGCUGGCAGGGAAGCCUCUCGCGUCCAGGUACCUCACGAGGUUGGAACUCUGUUACGUGCUGUUGAUGGACACGAUUCUUGAUUUCGCAAGAUGCCCGGCCUUGGAGGACCUGAUGCUGUUCACUUGCGACAUCGAGGCUAAGAAGAUUCAUCGCCAUCCUUGAAGCGGCUGUGGAUCGAUUACUGUAAUUUCUGUAGGACGGGUUCCCGGACCCAUAUUUGUGCCCCAAAUCUGCUCUCCCUAAAACUGCAGCACCUCGUGGGCACAAGCCCUGUGCUUAAAAGCAUGCCGUUGCUGGAGGCGGCGGUUGUCACGCUUGACUGCAACCAUUCCUAUAAUAAUGAUUAUCCUUGUGAGAAAGGUGAUGACAGAGGGGAAUGCUGCGGGCUCUGUGAUGGUUGUGUUGCCAGUGAUGAUCAUAGUGGUGGUGGCAUGCUUCUCCAGGGCUUGGCCAGUGCCACACGUCUCGAGCUGACGGUUCCCUUUGCCAAGUUUACAGACACUACAUAUUACCCUGCAUUUACUAAGUUAAAGACUCUGUUGCUCAAUGAAUGGUGUGUGGCUGCUGACUUCCGCGCACUAAUUUGCAUUCUCCAGCGCUCACAAAUUCUUGAGAAUCUCACUAUUGAAUUGAAUAAGGGGCUUAAAAAUACAGCAGAAUUGGAAGGGAACGAACAUCCAAUGGAGCAGCUGACUUCAAUAUCAGGAAACCUCAAGUUAGUGAAAGUCAAGUGUUUUGGGGUUGACGAGAGGGUUUCUAAAAUUUCGAAGUUGUUCAGUGCUUUUGACAUACAAGUUAAUAUCAAUUAGUCUUGUGAAGAAUCAGCAUGUAAGUUAUUUACUAGCUGCAAUCUAUACUUGUCUACGUUUUUGCAAAUUAUAUUGACCAUAUAAACAUCUGUGUGUGUGUGCUGAACAAAAUGAUGAACAGAAAAAUAAAUGAAUUCGAAAUAAGGAUUGGCUUGAAAAUUUAAAUAUAGGUGGCAAUGAAAAAAACAUGAAAGUCCUUGUUUUUCCUUUUUUUUUAAAAAAAAGAACCAGUCUGGUAUGUUUUUUUCUAGUACAUAGUUUGUUUCCUUAUUUCUUACGGGUGUUAACUUCAAAUAUAUUGGUUUGAGCUCAGAGUAGUGGUAGGAUUAUUCAUGCUGUUGAUGGUCAUAUUAUCUUUUGUAUCAUUUAAAUAUAUUGUACAAUAAGUUUGUGUUCUAGAUGCAGCUCUAUUCUGUUUAUAAUGAUCCCUAUGGGUCUUUCAGAGUAAUAAGUUAGUUGACCUUGUUCUUGUAGCUUCUACUUUUGCACUUUUGGUUUAAUCUUUUGCACUAUUGGAUAGUUACUGUUUAUUUUUUAAAAGUGAAGUUGUUACAGUUUUGAACCUCUAGUGAUCAUCUACAGAAACCUUAUUUUUGGGAGACUCAUGCUUCUAGGAUCUAUGCAAUCUUCACAUGUCCAGCCGUCCAGGACCAGGAAGCAAAGAGUGGACAUUCUCGUCAACUAAAGUUUGAAAUUGUGGUAGAAGUUCCGUAUAUUCACGGAUGAAAAGGAUGGGUAGUAUAGCAUUGUCAUCGUUAUUUUUGUCCAUCCAUUAUGUAACUUGAACGCAGAGCUUCCUGUGUUAUCUACCGCGGCAAUAAUAAUGAGAUAACAAUCCAGCAUGUUUAACUUCGCUUCAUUUCAA
This is a messenger RNA of Panicum virgatum (switchgrass), 2388 nucleotides long. RefSeq lists its product as uncharacterized. NCBI's taxonomy places the organism in Eukaryota, Viridiplantae, Streptophyta, Magnoliopsida, Poales, Poaceae. The record is from RefSeq and is a predicted model, not a curated record. The transcript has 4 exons. Bases 999 to 1523 code for a protein of 174 amino acids.